Aspergillus steynii IBT 23096 is the source of this 1772-nucleotide messenger RNA. RefSeq names its product ubiquitin-conjugating enzyme E2. Gene Ontology annotation, molecular function: ubiquitin conjugating enzyme activity; cysteine-type endopeptidase inhibitor activity. Gene Ontology annotation, biological process: negative regulation of apoptotic process. Gene Ontology annotation, cellular component: nucleus. NCBI's taxonomy places the organism in Eukaryota, Fungi, Ascomycota, Eurotiomycetes, Eurotiales, Aspergillaceae. The transcript has 8 exons. The record is from RefSeq and is a predicted model, not a curated record. The coding region runs from base 205 to 1518 and encodes 437 amino acids.
UCUCCUUCGGCUCACCACCAAGUCAGGAACAAACCAACCUUAACGGCUGGGGAAAAGCCACUUCCUUCGUUAUCCGCUCCCUAGUCGGAGAUUUUAACCUUUCCAUCUCCGUCAUCGUUCUCUCCUGCAUACCCACUUAGCCGCCCAACCUGCCUCGUCCUUGUCGGCGGCUCUGCCUGGCAACCGGCCGUGUUUCGCCUCAACAUGGCAGAUCAGGCAACGCUUCGCAUCACCAGGGAAAUCAAACAAAUCCAGAAAGAUGCCGAUCUCUCUCUCACUGUGAGGUUCAAGGAUUCCGAUAUCAGAGAUGUGAAAGCUCUUAUCCUGGGCCCACCGGGAACGCCCUACCAGUUCGGCUUCUUUGAGUUCAAAAUAAAAUUUGGUAAAGAAUAUCCCGCAAAGCCUCCAAAUGUUCAAGCCCUUACAACGAACGGGGGGCGAACUCGCUUCAAUCCUAAUAUCUAUGCCUCCGGCAAGGUUUGCCUGUCCAUUCUAGGCACUUGGCAGGGGAACAGAGGAGAGGAAUGGUCGUCCGCUCAGGGUCUAGAGUCUGUCUUGAUCUCAAUCCAGAGCCUGAUGUCAAACAAUCCGUACGAGAACGAGCCUGGCUUCGAGAAUAAGUCGUCAAGUUCGGACAAAGUCAGCAUGAUCUCUUACAACGCCAAGAUUCGUCACGAAACUCUCCGGAUAGCAGUUAUCGAACCUCUGGAGUUGGCAUUGAGCGUUCAGAACGGCACAGCCCAGGAUACACUUGGCUCAUCCGAUGAGGCAGACCGGCUUUAUGAUGAUGAUAGUCCUAUUACGUUUGAUGAUCUCCGCAAAAGACGGUUCCUGUGGUAUUUCGAGUCCUACAUGCAAACGAUUGACGAGGCUAUCCCGGUAACGCCAUCUCAACGCAAGUUCGAGCAGAUGCCAUUCGAGGGUUAUAAGAACGGAAUGGAAGGCCAUUUUAACUACCCCGAGCUCAAGCGACGACUAGUUCAGGUCAAAGACAAGGUCUUCGAGGAGACGUUUCGCUGGGCGGCUGAGGGGUCCCAGGCCAAGAAACAGGAACUGGGGAUUGCAGUCAACUUGCAGCGUCAGUACGAACAAAUCGUUGAACACUUCAAGAGCCAGAAGAACUUCACCAUCGAUUUGAGCCUGGUAGAUGACAACCCCUUCCUUUGGGAGUUCACAUAUUUUGGUCGGCCCAUGACCCAGAUGGACGGCGGCAUUUUCAAGUUCAAGGUCUAUCUAAGUCCACGUUUCCCCGACGAGCAGCCUCGCGUCCUGGCUGAGACGCCAAUCUUCCACAUCCGCGUAUCCCCAUCGGGGGUCCUCUGCUACCUUCCCCAGCGAUCCGACGAGAUGCGAUUCCACAUCGAGGCCAUUGUCGCGGCCAUGGAGGAAGAAUCGCCGCCUUACGAUCCUCGAACCACUGUGAACCCCGAAGCCACCAAACUUUUUUGGGGAAGUGCAGACGAACGGAAGCAGUACAAUCGGAAAUUACGGCGAUCGGUGCAGCAAAGCAUCGAGUAAUGCCAUCGUCCUUGGGACUCAUGAAGUUCGCAAGGAUACAAAAGUCUGUGCUAUGACAGGCGAUGCAUGAAUUUAUUAGCGAGACCAGACCUUGUCAUGUUUUCUUUGGGUCAGUCUUUGACGUGGCUUUCGUGGAUUGACGCAGGUGUUUAAGUACUGGGGGUUUUGUUUUCAUUCAUUCGAUCUAAUCCGUUUUGCGAUUUUCAAGCACCUACUCUAGGUAGUCAAUCUAAACACCAAAAAGUCAAAAUUAU